AUGUCUCAUUCGCCUGACCUCUCGGCCUCUCCUCGCUCAGCGGCGCCUCGUCCCAAGACAUAUCCCCAAUUCGUGUUGUUCGGCGACAGCAUCACCCAAGGCGCCAGCCAUGUCUUCGGCGCCUCCUUGACGGACUGGUACAUGAGGCGGGCGGAUGUCCUGAACCGAGGAUUCAGUGGAUAUACAGCCCCUGCCGGCUACGACAAUCUCCUGCAAUUCUUCACCACCGCGCCCCCCUCGUCCAGCGUCCCUCGAAUCCAGCUGAUGACCGUCUUCUUCGGCGCGAACGAUGCUUGCCUUCCAGGGUGCCCCCAGCACGUCCCGAUCGAGAGAUACAAGCAGUCUCUGCGAGAUAUCGUCGAUUAUGAAGGAGUCAAGCUCCAUGACACAAAGAUCAUCUUGAUCGUGCCCGCUCCGGUCGAUGAAUGGCAGAUAGGGGACACCGAGAGAACUGCUGCAACGACAGCCAAGUAUGCGGCCGCCUGUCGAGAAGUAGGGCAAGAGUUGGAUCUACCGACACUGGAUCUCUGGACACUCUUCAUGCUCAAGGCGGGUUGGACGGAGGGCUCCGCAGGUCCAUUGAUCGGAAGCAAGGCCGCAGCAAAGAGCCAGGUCUUGGACGAGUUGUUGUCGGAUGGAUUACACUUCACGGCGGCUGCAUAUCAAUUGGUCUUCGAUGAGCUCGUCAAGCUCAUUCGAGAAAAGCUGCCGGAUCAUGUUCCGGAAAGACUACCUUCUAUAUUUCCAGAUUGGAGGGCAAAGCUGGGUGUCGACAAAUAA
Messenger RNA from Capronia coronata CBS 617.96, 780 nucleotides. RefSeq lists its product as uncharacterized. The record is from RefSeq and is a predicted model, not a curated record. Bases 1 to 780 code for a protein of 259 amino acids. NCBI's taxonomy places the organism in Eukaryota, Fungi, Ascomycota, Eurotiomycetes, Chaetothyriales, Herpotrichiellaceae. The transcript has a single exon.